Paramuricea clavata is the source of this 2031-nucleotide messenger RNA. The record is from the annotation of a GenBank genome assembly. NCBI's taxonomy places the organism in Eukaryota, Metazoa, Cnidaria, Anthozoa, Malacalcyonacea, Plexauridae.
AAGCGACGAAGGAAAAACGGAUGAAACAUUUGUUGGUAUCUGAAAACAGUCACGCAAAUCACAAGGCUAACGAGAGUUUUUGAAAAUAAAUUGUGGACUGUAUAAGACGCGCGUCAAUCAUAUUAUGCUUUUCUAAUGACUCUGGACGGCUUACUGCUAAAUAGCUUAUCAACUAAAAGUCAGAAACGAAAGGAAUUGCCCGAAUUGAGACGACAAGACACGUACUUCACUUGGACCUGAGUGGAACGGAAAACGAAAACCGGCUACGCGCCAAUUAAAGUGAAAUCUUUCACGUUUAUACGAGUCGUGUACAGUACAAUAACUGUCCUAGAAAGAUUUACAAGACUUUACAUCAGUCAAAACAACUUUCGCUGUCGGCAGAAUUGCUAAACGACAAACCACAGCAGUAUUUGGUGACGUAAUACGAGAUUCACGCAGUGCUGUGUGGCCACAAAUCACAUGAGACUGACGAGAGUUGUCAUAUUGCUAUACGUUGCGGAAUAAAUACAUCGAGACAAGCUAUAAGUGUUCUGUUCUGACCUGCACUUUAAAAAGGCUUGGAGUCACGCGGUGUUUGGCGACCAUAAAGACGAAAGAACAGUAUUAAGAAUAGAGCUAUCUCGAAUACAGACGUGAAUCUGUUUGUCUGUACACAUAUACAGACCACACGAAAAGAGCCACUACAAAAUUAAAGAUAAGAAAUCGCUGACAUAUAGAGGGUGGUCUUGUUAUAUAGCCUUUACAAGUGACACGUAUUAUCUUUUGAAGAAGAUUUCGGAUUUGGGAAGCGUGGCAUAUCUUCAGUGUCAGAAAGAAAGCAAAACAAGCUUACGUUUGUAAUUUUAAUGUUGAUUGAUUCAAAGAACUCGUGCUGGGAAGGAAUUAGGAGGUAUUUUGUAAAGUAUACUGUGUUUAUUUAAAGCAUACAGCCUUUCCGCUCGUCGAUAUAAAGAACCAAGGAAUUUGAGAGGAAUAAUUAUUAUUAAACUGGUUACUUUGGUCGUUUAAAGUUUUCGAAGCAAUUUGUGAACACCAUACUCGACAGAAGAAACCAAGUAAUACCAAACUGGUAAUACCAAAGCUUUGAACCUUUGAUUUAUAAUUGUAUACAAUUGUCUAAAGUGUCUAAUAUGGUAUAUAUGUGAUCUUGGAGUAAUAUUUUGGACGAUUUUAAAGUUGAUUUACUGGAUAUACUUCUGCAAUUGUAUACUGGUAAAAUUGUCAGGAGGAAUUUUGUCUUUCAAAAACAGUGUCACAGACGGACCAUAUUCGCUUACGUCAUGUAUAAUUCACGAAAACCCAAAGUUUUAUUCCGUCCAGCGCGAUGGCUAGUCUCAUCUCUUCGCUAUGGAUUCUUAAUGCCUAUGGCUUGUGGGCGACGUAUGUUCGCUGCUAAGAAAGAUGUCGAGGACUUCUCAUCUCAUAUACAAUGGGUGAACAGCAAGAUUAAAGAUCCCAACUAUCAUAUUGAAUCGUUAGCAGAUUUGGCGAAAGGAACUUCACUAUUACAAUUAGUUGAUAGUUGUUUAAAAAACUCUAGCAAAUCAAGGCACGAAUUUGUUUUCGGUGAAAUGGACGAUUCGCGAUGCUUAAGUUUGGUGAAAGUGCGAGUGUCGUUAAAUCUGAUGGAAUCGAAAGGUGUCAUAACGAAAGGCGAGUUUUCGGCCGAUCUCAUUGCGGCUGGCGACGUCGAACAUAUCAGAGGAAUCGUUGUUAAAUUAGCGCUAUUUCCUACGACUUUACAACGCGGACAAAAUUUGCAAGCGGCCGAAAAUGGACCAAGUAGUGUUGUGACAGAGGUUUGGUAGGCCUAGUAUUGGAAUACAGUAUUGUAUAUAGUAUUGGAAUUGCUAAUAGAUUUUAUUUUAUAUUGUAUGAGAUAUUUGUGAAUAGAAAUCCUAAUUAAAUAUAUUCAAACUGUUAGCUAUUUUAUAAGUCUUUUUUUGCAUGCCACCGUUCGUGCCUGGUUUUCAUAUGAUGCAAUCGUUUCGACAGUUCAGAGUUCAGACGUUUUAUGUCACUUUAUUUGCA